AGUGCUCAGUAGUGCCGAAGCGGCAAGUGAGCGGGCAGGAAGCCUCGCACGCACACAGACACACAGAAAGAGAGAAACAGAAGAGAUAAGGGAGAGGUUGAACCUCAACACCGUCCCCAAGUCUGGCUCUGGCUGCCCCAUCCUGUCCUUCUCUUUCAUCGCCCACAAUGUGGCUCCUGGACUGGAUCGUCUCGCUCAACACGGCUGUGGUGAAGCUGGCCAGUGGCCUUAGGUGCAAGCCAGAGCCCCACCCACGGGGAGCUGCCCAGCCGUCCGACUCUGCUCUGCAGGAGCAAGAGGAGGAGAUUCUGGGCUCUGAUGAUGAGGAACAGGAGGACCCCAACGACUACUGCAAGGGUGGUUAUCACCAUGUGAAAAUUGGUGACCUGUACAACAGCCGUUACCAUGUGAUCCGCAAAUUGGGCUGGGGUCAUUUCUCCACGGUGUGGCUGGCGUGGGACAUCCAGGGAAAGCGCUUCGUUGCCAUGAAGGUGGUGAAGAGUGCAGAGCACUACACUGAAACGGCGCUGGAUGAAAUCAAGCUGCUGCGUGCGGUGCGAAACUCGGACCCAAAUGACCCCAACAGAGAGAAAGUGGUGCAGUUGCUUGAUGACUUCAAGAUUUCAGGCAUCAAUGGCACACAUGUGUGCAUGGUGUUUGAAGUCCUAGGUCACCACCUGCUCAAGUGGAUCAUCAAGUCUAACUACCAGGGUUUGCCCUUGCCCUGUGUUAAAAGCAUCAUUCGGCAGGUUUUACAAGGCCUGGACUACCUGCACACCAAGUGUAAGAUCAUUCACACGGACAUAAAGCCAGAAAAUAUCUUAAUGAAUGUCAAUGAGUCAUACAUCCGGAGGCUGGCGGCUGAGGCCACAGAGUGGCAGAAGUCUGGUGCUCCUCCCCCAUCCGGCUCUGCAGUAAGCACAGCUCCAGCCCCCAAACAGAUGGCAAAAAUGUCUAAGAACAAGAAGAAAAAGCUGAAGAAAAAGCAGAAGCGGCAGGCAGAGCUGCUGGAGAAGCGCAUCCUGGACAUCGAGGGACUGGAGAGGGGGAAUGAAGGGGGUGAGGAUGAGGAGGAAGAAGAAGCAGAAACCCCUGACAGCACUCCAUCAGUCCCCAACAGUCACACACUGCAGGAAAUCGUAGCCGAGGCCACCUUGGAUUGUGUUCCAGACAGCUGGUCUCAGCAUAGAGAAUGUGCCAUGGACGGGAACUGUAACAGUCUCAGUCGAGGCCACGAGAAUGCAGAGACUGCAGAUUUUCAGCAGCAGGCGAAGGAUGACACCCCCAUCAACCCUUACGACAUUGGCACAGAGGUGUCAGAUUUGCAGCCUGUUAACCCUUACCCGGCAUGCAACGGCACAGCACCGAGCGAGCCCAGCCACCCGUCCCCUGCCGCUGAGGGUAAUGGACCUUUGCUUUGUGACGUGCUUGAGUCGCAGGGCCUUACAGGGCAGCAGAAACAGGAGAGGGGGGACAAAGAGGUCAAACUAAAUGGCUCCGGGUGCGUUAAUGGUCAGGAAGGCCCCACUUCGCAGGAGGCCCCCAAAAAGGACCUGGCCCCUACGUUGGAGAUGGACCCCAGCUUGCCAGCAGGCCCAGAGCAGGAGAGUUUAAAGGACGCUAAGCUUGCAGCAGGGAACCUGCUAGUCAACCCCCUGGAACCUCUAAAUGCUGACAAGAUCCUGGUUAAAAUCGCUGACCUGGGUAACGCCUGCUGGGUGCACAAACAUUUCACAGAUGAUAUUCAAACACGGCAGUACCGUUCUCUGGAAGUGCUGAUUGGAGCAGGUUACGGCACUCCAGCAGACAUCUGGAGCACUGCAUGCAUGGCAUUUGAGUUGGCGACGGGGGAUUACCUGUUUGAACCUCAUUCUGGAGAGGAUUACUCCAGAGACGAAGAUCACAUUGCACUGAUCAUUGAGCUGUUGGGGAAAGUCCCCCGUAAACUCAUCAUGAAUGGCAAAUAUUCGAAGGAGUUCUUCACUAAGAAAGGUGACCUGAGGCACAUCACUAAGCUGAAGCCGUGGGGGCUGCUGGACGUCCUGGUGGAGAAGUAUGAUUGGCCCCGUGAGGAAGCUCAAAGUUUCAGCAGUUUCCUCCUGCCCAUGCUGGACCUGAUUCCGGAGAAAAGAGCUACUGCUGCCGAGUGCCUCCGCCACGCCUGGAUCACCUCCUAGUGGCUGAAAGCCUCCAACACACACACAGAUACGCACACGCGCAUACACCUACAACACUUACAGUAAAGACGGGGAAGCACUCUCAUAGAUACCUGCGCGUGAGAAAUACUAACAGUCUUAAGUGCCAGGUCUGCUGACAUGGCUAGUAUUUAAAUGUGAGGAGGUCUAAUGAAGCAGAUCUAAUAUCUAUUUAUUUCACUCUUUUUUUCUUUUUUUUUUUCUUUUUUUUUUUUUUUUUUUUUUUACGUAAUGGGUGUAACUUAAGUGAGUUAACCUGUCGUUUCGAUCGUUUCAUUCUUUCUCUCUUCUCUGAGUGCCAACAAGUGUUUAACCAGAAGAUUGUUAUUAUUUGAGGGGUAUAAGAGCCAUUUUAAUGAAUACUUCAGCAGUUUUCAGCCUAAUAUGUAUCCGCUGCAUCUGUGGCAUAUGGUAGCAUGACACAGGCAGUUUUUGAUAUAAAAUAUAUAGCGGAAGCCAAUGGGAAGCUGCUUUAUCCCCUGUGGUGGGUAAUCUGUCUGCCUGUGGUAAUCACUUAUGCUACAGAUUGGGGUGGGCAGUAUGGCAAAAACAUAUGAUACUUUUUUAAGUUUAAACUCCUCAGGUCAAAUUACCUUUUGUUGAUGAACUAAGUGAAAAUAAGUGAACACAUCCUCUGCCAAUUUCUAUGUCGAGUUUAAAGCUGUAUUAUGAAAGAUUUUUUGUUGAAAUUGAAAGUACCAUUACUGAGUCUGGUGUAUGUAUGCUGCUGCGAAUCACCCUUCGAAGCCUGAAAUAGUAUUGUAAAGUCAGAGGGGUUAGGUCAUAUUUCGUAGGAAUUUUUUCAGCACUUGCAUGUAUCUUUACAUAUUAACAUCACACACAGGCUCAAAAAGAAGGUCUGACAUGAAAAUUAGGCUUCAGAUGCAAACACAAGUCUUCUUCACUAUACUGAUGAAUUUAUGAUUAUAAUAGAUAAUCCACUACAUAUAGUCUUUGACCAAGUUUUGAGUUUUCUUUGAAUUCUUUUUUUAGCGCACUCGCAAUCAUCAAAUUCGUCCCAGGGAGGGGACCAAAGCACAGCUGAGAUUACAAAAUUUUCUUCCGCAAAAUUCCAGGAAUUACACAUUGCUACCAGGGAGGUCUCCACAUCCCCAAAGCUCAUCUUACGCAGCUUUAACAUAUUUGAGAAAAAAUAAGUUACAGGACAUUUUAUAACUUAUUUUUUCUCCUAUAUGUUAAAUGAACAGUAUUUGAAAUGGUAUUCUCUGUAGAGGAUGUGGCAACUUAUUUUCAUUUCACCUUUAACUCAACAAAACAUGUCAUUUGACCAGGGGCAGGAAACUAUUUGCAUAUGACUGCAUGGAUCACAAUAUUUCGUUUGAGGAGUUGGAACAGUAAUGUUUAAAAAAAUAAAUUUUUGUUUUUGUUUUGUUUGUUUCUCUGUAUUGAAUCAUGCAGUUAGUGUUCUUAAAGAAUCAGAGUCUAUUGCAAUGUAAUAUGACAUUUUAUCUUGUUAAUGAUGAGUAUUGUCGUAGUGCCCUAUUAUAGACGCAGCAGAUUGAGAUUAAGGUGCAAAAUGAUGGAGUAUUCUUUUUACAAAACAAGAUAAAAUGGUAAUGAUCAGCCAUGUUUCAAACAGCCUUGGUGAGUUGGCAGUGCUGAAGGAUGCAGAGACAUUGUGCUCUUUUUCUAGGACACAAUAGUUAAUCUUAACCUUCUUUAAAAGUUUUUUUUUCUGCAUUCCAAGGCAGGUUGCAUCAGAAAUCUGAAUGAUAAACAGCAACAGUGAUGGCCCUGGGAAUGACUGGACAUUUCUUUGAGCUCCGAGGACCUGAACUGUGAGCUUAUUGAUUGAUUGGGCUCAGAGAGGAACUGCUGCUCAAUACACGAAAAGAAAGGACAUCUGUGUGCUUCUCCUUAAAAGGAAGAAAAAUAAAGUACAAAAAAAUACUAAAAUAGAUUGUUGCAGAUGAAAGAAAGAAAAACUCAAUUUAUUAGAACAAGAGCAAUUUCUGUUGGUCCAUUUAUUGUGAAAUGUUCACGCAAUGUAAAGGGCAGCCGGUGUAUAAAACGCACAGGGAAAACUUUUUGAUAUGACUGGGACAAUAUCAGUUGAUCAUUGAAAAUAUCAAGACUCCAAAAAUAUAUUCCAUAUCAUUUGUUAAUAGUGAAUCACCAUAACGUAAAAAAGUGAAUGUCUUUCCACCAUAGAGCUGGUGUGGCAUCUCGACUCUUUCACCAAAACCAGAAGCAGAUCCGUUUCAGAAAAAAAUCUCUCGUUUUGUACAUACUUGUACCAAAGAGUUGGCUCUCUCUCUCGCACAGUGUCAGUAUUGUAUAGUUUUAAUGAGUGUUUUCUGCCGAGGCUUUGCUGAAUGGCUCCAGGGAACAGUGUUGGAGUAUUCCUAUACGAAGAUGCCUUGAAAUACGCUUCUCAUACUGACAUUGAUUUAUCGUCCUGAUGUUGCUUGAAGCAGGAUCAGUGUUUGGUUUUUUUUUGUUUUGUUUUUGUUUUUUUUAUGUAUAAAUGAAGGUAGAAGGAAUAUAGAGGAAUUUUACUGUGAAGGGCCCUGACCUCUGCUUGCUCUUUUUGUAAUAAGAAAAUCUGACCUUUGACUUUUUCCGGUUUCCGCAAGCACAUGCUCUGCUCCGCUUUCUCUCCUUUUUCAAAGCCACUCUGCUUUUGAUUGUUCACUGCUGAACUAAAACUGUUUCUGUAGUUAUUACAAAUAAAGGUUUGGAAGUCACAAAGCACUUCUGA
This is a messenger RNA of Pygocentrus nattereri (red-bellied piranha), 4917 nucleotides long. RefSeq names its product SRSF protein kinase 1b (gene srpk1b). The record is from RefSeq and is a predicted model, not a curated record. Gene Ontology annotation, molecular function: protein kinase activity; ATP binding. Gene Ontology annotation, biological process: regulation of mRNA processing; spliceosomal complex assembly; protein phosphorylation. The coding region runs from base 168 to 2177 and encodes 669 amino acids. The transcript is spliced from 15 exons. NCBI's taxonomy places the organism in Eukaryota, Metazoa, Chordata, Actinopteri, Characiformes, Serrasalmidae.